Messenger RNA from Echinops telfairi (small Madagascar hedgehog), 2601 nucleotides. RefSeq names its product serine and arginine rich splicing factor 10 (gene SRSF10). The transcript is spliced from 6 exons. The record is from RefSeq and is a predicted model, not a curated record. NCBI's taxonomy places the organism in Eukaryota, Metazoa, Chordata, Mammalia, Afrosoricida, Tenrecidae. Gene Ontology annotation, molecular function: RNA binding. The coding region runs from base 95 to 883 and encodes 262 amino acids.
AGCCCUUCGGCUGCGUGUGUGAGGAGCCGCCGCAGGACGUGCGGACGGUUUGCGGAGCCCGUUAGUGCCCCCGGCUGAGAGUCACCCCGCCGAUAUGUCCCGCUACCUGCGCCCCCCCAACACGUCUCUGUUCGUGAGGAACGUGGCUGACGACACCAGGUCUGAAGAUUUACGUCGAGAAUUUGGUCGCUAUGGUCCUAUAGUUGAUGUGUAUGUUCCACUUGAUUUCUACACACGACGUCCAAGAGGAUUUGCUUAUGUUCAAUUUGAGGAUGUUCGUGAUGCCGAAGAUGCUUUACAUAAUUUGGACAGAAAAUGGAUUUGUGGCCGUCAAAUUGAAAUCCAGUUUGCACAGGGAGAUCGUAAGACACCAAAUCAGAUGAAGGCCAAGGAAGGAAGGAAUGUAUAUAGUUCUUCUCGCUAUGACGAUUAUGACAGAUACAGACGUUCUCGAAGCCGAAGCUAUGAAAGGAGGAGAUCAAGAAGUCGGUCUUUUGAUUACAACUACAGAAGAUCAUAUAGUCCUAGAAACAGUAGACCGACUGGAAGACCACGACGUAGCAGAAGCCAUUCCAACAAUGAUAGAUUCAAACACCGAAAUCAAUCUUUUUCAAGAUCUAAAUCCAAUUCAAGAUCACGGUCCAAGUCCCAGCCCAAGAAAGAAAUGAAGGCUAAAUCACGUUCUAGGUCUGCAUCUCACACCAAAACUAGAGGCACCUCUAAAACAGAUUCCAAAACACAUUUUAAGUCUGGCUCAAGAUAUGAAAAGGAAUCAAGGAAAAAAGAACCACCUAGAUCCAAAUCUCAGUCAAGAUCACAGUCUAGGUCUAGGUCAAAAUCUAGAUCAAGGUCUUGGACUAGUCCGAAGUCCAGUGGCCACUAAUAGUAUAUAAAACAUGAUAUUUUUAGGCAUGUAUCAUUCAUUUACUCAUAGUUUUGGUUUACUUAAAUUAUCAGGAAUACAAUGUUGCAAUGAUGCUUAAAAAAAAACAACACUUGUUAGUUUUCCCUGUACCAGGCAAUGGUUUUAAUUGAAAUGAUAUGCUGUUGAGAAGCCACUUAUGAGUCCAGUUUGUUUAAUGUUAUGGGCAGCUACCAAUUUGUGGUGUCUCUGUAUAUUUUUGUAAAAAUUCUCAUUUUUUGUUUGAAGUAUUGGUAAAAAGAUGCUGGUUGACCAUAAUUUGCAACAUUGUCUUAUUAAAAAUAAACUUUCAUAGCCGUAGUUGGGAGAACUGUGAACCUAGAAAUGUAGGUGGUUAAGAUAGAGCGAUACAGACGUGAGUGGUAGCAGCAGGACAACACUUGACUGCUCAGACACAUCUAGGUUCAGGGUGGACCUUCAUGCCGUGUUAGGAGACUAGGCCUGUAGGAGACUAGGCCUGUGGUUGGUGAGUUUAUUUCAAGUUGCAGUGUAGAAUGAUUCUCUCAUUAGCCAGCUGGGUUAAGUAGCAUUUUUCAGGGAGAUUGAGUGUUUGACUAAAACAUGGAGCCUUUGCUGCCUUUUUUUUUUUUUUUCCUGAUUUCUAUGAAGACUUGAAACAUAGAAACUUAAGGAAAAAUUCGAGUUUGAGCAGAUGGAUGAUCGCAGGACUAAUUUUGGGGUUGGGGAGGGUACUCUUGUAAUUUACUCUAAAUUUUAAAGAGCAUUGUUGAUGCCCAUAAUAUUGCUUAGUUUUCUUUGUUAGAAGCAAAUAGUUUGAAAGUAGGCUUUGUAUGGUCCUGCCUCAUGAACAAGGCCUCUGACGAUCCAAGCGUUUAAUAUGAAGCAAGUUGAAAGACAACACUCCCAUUUCUAGGUGAUUCUGUGGUGCCAUGAGAUUUAAAAUAAUUUGGGUGAGAAAUUUACUCAUUUAUUAAGCAAGAGUGGCAUCUUGGAAUUCUUUUAUUAUUUUUUUCUUUUUUGUAGACCUGGCAAUACCUGACCAAAAAAUAAAGUAAUUACCCUUAGCCAUUUAUAAUUUCUAAUGUUUCUCUGAAAGAUCAUUUUGGGGACAGGAGGGUGAUUUGACAUGUCUAAACCACAUUUCAGAAUCAAAGCUAGCAUCUUCUAAAAUCCCAGAUUGCUUGCUUGCAAAUAAAAGUAAGAAUUGCUGUGAAGAAGCAAUUCCUUUUAGAGGAUUACUGUUUCCACUUUUGGUUUUCGUUAAUCUAGACCUGCCUGUAAAGAACAAACGUUGGUUUUAAAAAUUGUUUGUGGAAUGUGUUUUGAAGGAUUGAUUCUAGAACCUUUGUAUAUUUGAUAGGAUUUCUAACUUUUCAUUUCUCUGUUUGCAGUUAAUGUUCAUGUUCUGCUAUGCAAUCAUUUAUAUGCACGUUUCUUUAAUUUUUUUAGAUUUUCCUGGAUGUAUAGUUUAAACAACAAAAGUCUAUUUAAAAUUGUAGCAGUAGUUUGCAGUUCUAGCAAAGAGGAAAGUUGUGGGGUUAAACUUUGUAUUUUCUUUCUUAUAGAAGCUUCUAAAAAGGUAUUUUUAUAUGUUCUUUUUAACAAAUAUUGUGUACAACCUUUAAAACAUUGAUGUUUGGAUCAAAACAAGACCCAGCUUAUUUUCUGCUUGCUGUAAAUUAAGCAAACAUGCUAUAAUAAAAACAAAAUGAAGGAAA